AUGGACACUUUAUUCAACUCCACCAAAUCUAAUGCCCGCGGGAUUCCGGAGGCUCCAUUUGUAGAAAAAGUUGAAGACUUUAUAAAGGAUCCCAAUGACUUUGAUAUUUGCUUCAACAAGUUCCAAGAAAGGCUAUCGAAAUACAAAUACAUGCAGGAAUCAAAGAUGCUGACGGUCAAGCAGCUGAAACAAAAGAUCCCCGAUAUUGAAAAUACCCUGAAUAUGUGCCACGCUUUGAAAGAGCAGCAGGAACAUGGUCGCAACCUCGAGGCAAACUACCAGCUGAACGAGACGCUCUACACCAAAGCGGAAAUAGACACAUCACAAGAACUUAAAGUCGGUCUCUGGUUGGGUGCAGACGUGAUGUUGGAAUAUCCGAUAGAUGAAGCUAUAGAAUUGCUGAAUGAGAAACUUGCCGACGGCAAGAGGAAUUUGGAGACGAACCAGGAAGACGUGGAGUAUCUCAGAGAGAACAUCACCACCAUGGAAGUCAACUGCGCCAGGCUGUACAAUUGGGACGUCGAAAAGCGCCAACUGCUGAAACUCGCCCAGCAGAGUGCUUAA
Lachancea meyersii CBS 8951 is the source of this 564-nucleotide messenger RNA. NCBI's taxonomy places the organism in Eukaryota, Fungi, Ascomycota, Saccharomycetes, Saccharomycetales, Saccharomycetaceae. The record is from the annotation of a GenBank genome assembly.